GCCAGCGACAGGAGCCGCUCCAGAGCGCCGACAACCGCACCGGUAUUGUUGUUAAAGUCAUUCACUACGAAGAAAAUCAAGAAGAUAGGGGAAAAAAUUGGGAGGAAGAAGCAUGAAAGCAUUCCGAUUGUGCUGUCCAUCGGAACUGGGUUACUCCCCGGGCUGUUCCCUAGUUCCAAGUUACACCGUACAACAUGCAUCCUUCUCACAGUCGAGCAGGGAGUCGGGCGUCAGACCCAUCAAGCAACGGACCAUGUGAUCUCGUAAGUCGUAGGAAUGCUCGUAUGCAGGGGCAGCCAGGCUUGCCCGCGCUUGGGAAACGUACCCAUUGGCCUGCUGCAACUGGGCCCGGCGCUCCCCCAGGCUGCCGUCAACCAUCAAGGAAAGACGGGGUGCGUCUCGCUGCAGCAUGGAUGGCUGACUGUGCCCAAACAAGGGCGGGGAAUAAGCAUCAACGAGGGAUCCCUUUUGGACAGCCCGAUCUCACUGUAGAAGUAACUAGAUGCUCUACGGAUUACGUUCUUCUGCUCCUUCAUGCGUUCUACCGCCAGUUUACAUGGUUCGAUGGACUUCCACGAUGAUAUUGCUGAAUAAGCAUGUUAAAUUUGCCACCGCCUGCCUCUUUCAACAUACUGCCCUUUCAAGGCUCGGAGUCGCUUUCCUGGACUCAUCCGAUGCAGACUGAUCAUUCAUCGUUCUUCAAGACCAUUUUCUUCCAUAUGCUCAGUGUCUGAGGUUGCCAACCACUUUGC
Molecule: messenger RNA, 752 nt
Organism: Aspergillus welwitschiae
Lineage: Eukaryota; Fungi; Ascomycota; Eurotiomycetes; Eurotiales; Aspergillaceae
Exons: 1
Coding region: 195-581 (128 amino acids)
Source: RefSeq, a predicted model, not a curated record